Messenger RNA from Oncorhynchus nerka (sockeye salmon), 3765 nucleotides. RefSeq lists its product as uncharacterized. Lineage: Eukaryota; Metazoa; Chordata; Actinopteri; Salmoniformes; Salmonidae. The transcript is spliced from 9 exons. The coding region runs from base 1 to 3765 and encodes 1254 amino acids. The record is from RefSeq and is a predicted model, not a curated record.
AUGGACCCCAGCCUGUGGAACGCCCUCUUCUGCCCAGGGAACAACUCUCGUCUCCUAGACGCUCUGCUGGCUGAGUGGAUGCCUGUGGUUGACAAGGCGACUCAGCUUAUGAACAUAGUACAGGGCACUACCAACGCCAAUGUCACCGUUCCCAUGAUCCUCACUGAGUGGCAUGCACUGGCUGGCUCCUUUGUCAGCGGUGAGGUGGCCUUGAGGAACUUCAGUAAUCUGUUGGAUGCUGCCUACCUGGUGGGCUGGGUCCCUGAGAACAUCACUGCAGUGGACUGGACACAGAUUCUCAUGACAAGGGGUUUGGGGGCAUUCAUCACUGUGGGCUCUCACCUCCAGAACAGCUCAAUGUGGCCGUCUAUGGAGUCAUACUUCCACAUCGCCUACUGGAUAAUGAACUACCAGCCCAAUGUCACCGCUUCACCAAAUUGUGAGCAUGUCCAGGGCUCCUUGUCUUUCCUCCAGGCUGUCUAUGGAAACAUUGCCACAGGCGCAGUCACCCAGCUCCUCAGGUCCGACCUAGUCCUAGGGGACGACUCCAUCCCAGCCCUCCUGGAGAACUUGAUCACCAUCCUGAACAAGGACAUCACGCUGGUCUCCAACCUCAUGUCCCUGGAGCAGUUUAGCACCAACUCCGAGCUGCCCCUCUCUCUCCUGGGGGAGAUGUUAGAGGCCCUGGGCCUGAAGCCUCUGGAAGACCUGUGGACCCAGGGAGGUGGAUUCCAGGCUCCCAAUGCUUCAUCUGUGAUGGCCAUUGCCCUGAAGGUGGCCAAGGACACCCGGCAUCUAGUUACCGGGCUCCCUGUCGAGAACGCCAACAUGCCAGACCUGGCCGGGGUGGAGGCUCUGCUGAUGCAGUGGCUCUCAGUAGCUCAGGGAAACCUGACCCUGCCUCUGUCUCUCAGCAUGGGAGAUGCUCUGAUCACCUACUCUGGCUCUUUCAACUCUACCUCCCUGGCCUUCCUCAGACAGCUGCUCAAUCCUCUCACCAACCAGAGCUCAGCGGGCAUAGCAGACAACAUCCUGCGGGCCAUGGAGCGGCUGAAGACUGUGCUGGAUGCUCCUAACGGCGACUCAACGCCCAUUCUCCUGGGGUACGUGAUCCAACUACAGGAGUUGCUGGUCUCGAGUCUACAGCUACGCAGAUAUGAGCAGCUCUUGCUUCCAGAUGGGAACCUCACCACAGCUCAGGUGACAGACCUCCAUUUGGCUGUGGUGGACCUCUUCCAGCUCCUGUACGUCCAGCAGCUUAGUCAGGCUGGGGAUCAGGCUGCCCUACAGACCCUACUACAGAGACUCUCGGCCCUACUACCUCUACAGCUCCAACAGCAGUACCUUGGGAUGGUCAGCCACUUCCAGGCUGUGAUAGAGAGCUUGGUGUCAUGUACAGCGGCAGGUCAGAACUGCACGGCUGCGGUCCCACAGGUGCUCCAGAUCCUGGCAGCUAGUGGGGACCACACGUUCAGUGGGGACCAAGCUAAACCCAGCAUGCUAAGCCAGGAGUCCAUGAAAGUGACUGUCAACCUGCUUACUCUCCUCUUCGCCUGGCACGAUACCGACAUGUCUAACAAUAAGUCCGUCACGCCAGAGUCUGUCCUCAAGACCGUGGACCAGACUGCCUUCUUCCUCCAGCAGAUUACAUCGACUCCCAACAUCAGCGUAUCCUCUCUCCAGCAAGCUAUGCUACAAUCCAACCUUACCCUGGGGGAGCUGGAGAAGAUGGCUGCCCUGGCCGGCGCAACCAACGCACCAGCUCUCCUGGCUAGCAUCAUGGGCGUCAUCAACGUGCAACAAUGCCUGGAGCCCCAGCCCAACAAUACCAUCAGCAUGGCCCAGUGUGCACUGGAGCUGAGUGAGAAGGUCACUGGUUUUAUCCAUGCUCUGCCUAUACCUCCAGGAUGCCAGUCCAACUGCACAGCGCUAAUCUCCCUCCUCCCCAUCCUGGUCAACCACUCUGUGAGUAUCGGCCUUGCCGCCAGCUCUGGCCCAACCCCACUCAUACCAACAACUGAGGCUAUUACAGAUACCAUAGCCAGCAUCAGAGAGAAUCUACAGCAUCUCAACCUGGAGUCUGUGGAGCUGAUCAGUAACGAGCUCCAUGUCCUUGAGGGUUUAAUAAAACUGUCCGCAUCUGGACAGUCUCCAGUCUACUCACACAAUUCCACUGAUCCACUGAUGCAGGACUCGGGUAAUGUACAGAAAGUGUAUUUGGAGAUAGCACAGUGGUACCUGAGGAAGCUAGAGAAUGUGACCAGAACCAGUACCUUCUCAGAACUCCUGGACCCUUUCUUCCAUAUGGCAGAGAUGCAGCUGGCUCUCCAACUCUCUCAGACUGAAUUUACUAUCUUUGUUAGUAAAGAGGUUGAGUAUUUGAUGAGAAGUAUCCAAUACCCUAUCAACGGGACAGACGUGAGUAAAAUCGGCCAAUCGGUCAUUAGGAUACUCAAGGGUAACCUGGACCUGUUCAAGUUAAACAUUGCUUACCAAGCGGUUAUGGGGAACAAUUGGCUAAACUACAGCUUGAUUAAUGAGGCCGAAACCCUGAUCAAUAAUGAACUCACUGUGCUUGAGGGUUUGAUCGAACUCGCCGCCUCUGGACAUUCUCCAGUCUACUCACUCAAUUCCACUGAUACACUUAUGCAGGAUCCAAAUUACGCACAGAAAGUGUAUUUGGAGAUAGCACAGUGGUACCUGAGGAAGCUAGAGAAUGACACCAGCACCAGUGCCUUCUCAGAAAUCCUUGACCCUUUCUUCCGUAUCGCAGAGAUGCAGCUGGCUCUCCAACUCUCUCAGACAGAAUUCACCAUCUUUGUUAGUAAAGAGGUAGAGUAUUUGAUGAGAAGUAUCCACUACCCCAUCAAUGGAACAGAUGUGAGUAAAAUCGGCCAAUCGGUCAUCAGGAUACUCAAUGAAAACCUGAACCUGUUAAAGUUAAACAUUGCUUGCCAAGAGGUUUUGCAGAACUCUUUCGGGAACGUAAACUGGCUAAACCACAGCUUGUUAAGCGAGUUCGAAACCCAGAUCAGGGAGUACCUCAACCUGACACAGGAUUGGCUGAGACAGCCCCGUGUGACCCAGGUCCUGACCAAUAUGCUGCAUUGGAACAUAAGUGGUGGGAUGAUGAACGUGACUACUCCUGGGAUGGACCUCCAGCAACUUCUCAGGACUCUUGGCUCUCUCCUCACCCCAGAGCAACAGGCCUACCUCACAGCCAUCCAAAACAACAGCCAGGCUCUCAACCAGGUUCUGUUGGUGGCCAGUCAAGAAGGAGGUCUGGGUAGUGACCAGUUCAUCCAGGCAUUCAUGGAUGCUGCAAGCUCUGUCCUGAGUGGCUUCACCAUGGGCCUCACACCACAGAAUGGCACUGCAGAGAUCCAGGGUAUUCUACUGGGUGAAGAGGUCCAGAUUAUUCUUCAGGAUGCCCUCCAGCUGGCAUUCAGACCUAACAUGAGCAACGCCCAGUCACUCAACAUCACCAUGGAGAUUGUCAGGAGGGCGGAGGGCGUGGUUAGAUUGCUGGUCCCCCAGGAGGCUGUUGGGUAUCUGUUGCCAGGGUUCAGGUUCAUUAGCACCUACCUUGAGACAGUCUCCAGACCGGGCGGGCCUGAUAAGUGGAAUGAGAUCAUUGUGAACGAGCUGAAGAUGGUCCAGGGCCUCCUGGCCCCUGACAGCAGUGCCGAGGUCUAUCUCUCUAUCAUCAUCAACAUCACUCAUGUCAUCCUGGACUCCAGCCAAAGCCAAGGGACCAUAGGGUAG